Molecule: messenger RNA, 1428 nt
Organism: Saprolegnia diclina VS20
Lineage: Eukaryota; Oomycota; Saprolegniomycetes; Saprolegniales; Saprolegniaceae
Exons: 11
Coding region: 72-1223 (383 amino acids)
Source: RefSeq, a predicted model, not a curated record
UUUCGCAAUGUACGGUGGCCGUACAAAGCGUCGUGUACGACGUGGCGCCUGUCCAAAGAUUGCGCCGAUCGAUGCCCGAGUCGCACCGAUCCCUUAUUGAGCACCACGGCAGUGUCAACCAGCGAGCGUUCGAGCCUGUGCUCCCGUCGGCCAACUUUGUUCGUCAACGGUCGUCGAACCCGCGCGCUGACGCGGUGCCCGCCAAGAAACCACCUAAGUCGCCGACACCACAUCACGGAUCCCUUUCCAUCCCGCUGCCUCGAACGCCACGGCCCAAGACCCAGUCGACGACGGCCAUCCCCCUCUUGCACGCUCCUUGGGACGCACCACGAGUGGCCUCCCCCAUUUCCAAGCGCAAGCACCGGCAUGUGGACCGGCGCGUGCACGCCGUCGCAAUUGCGCAGGUCGCGUCCCCCGAGAACAAUCCUUCUUUCGGCCCGUUGGCGCUCGACGAAUGGCUCGCCACGUACGAGUUUGAUGUGCUGCAGUACGACUCGAUCGGUGCCUUUGUCGAGAUCAAGCUCAAGGAGGCGCUCGUGCUCUCGAGCAAGUUUGCGACACCCAUGAACCGAUUCCGGGCCGCGGUGGUGUGUAGCCUCGUCGAGCGGGUUGCUUUGGCGCUCGCGAAUGCCGAGAGCUGCCGACGCUAUGCACCCACGAUCUUGCGUCUCGUCGACGAGCUCCGGAGCCUUAUUUUCAUCAACGACGACGACGAAUGCGAGACCCGUGUGAGCCACAGCGGACACCUGCCGCACCCGCGCACGCUGAGCUUCUUUCUCGCCAAGGCCCCGUACUUUACGCAGCUGCGCCUUGAAGUCACCAAGAAAGACGCCGAGUUUCGGAAACACCAAGCCGUCUUGCGCAAGCUCAUCCAGUCGACGUUCCAAAACGUCGGGUCCGUCUUCCAAGCGUGGAAGAUGCACACGCGCACCAAGAAGGAAGAUCGGCUGGCGAAAAAAGCAACCGAAAUCACAGGCCGAGUGCUUGCGAAGCGCGGGCAGGCGCGGAUCGCCUUUGUCUCGUGGGCACGCUACGUCAUGGCGGUGCGGUUAGAGAAGAUGCGGCUAAAAGAAGCCCACUUAUUGCGCGAACACUCCCAACUUGUGCUUGAUUUGCGCAAGCAGCUCAGCCACGCCCACGACACCAUCGCCGUCCUUCGCGCAGAGGUGCACGACCUUCAACCAGAGGCGCUCUUGCUCGAGCCAGACGCCACGUUAGACUAAUCACUACAAAUCGAGUUAUGGCGACGACGACUCGGACGGCGCGAGUGGAAGCUCGUCAAAGAAGGCACGCGCAAUCGCUGCUUCUGCGUCGCGCAUCACGGGGCGCAGCGGUGGCAUUGUCCGCUGUAGGACGUUCAGAAACGACGGCACCGGGUGGCGACUGGUCGUCGUCAUCUCGGGAAGCGGAACCGGGCGUCGGCGUGGA